Racocetra fulgida is the source of this 225-nucleotide messenger RNA. The record is from the annotation of a GenBank genome assembly. NCBI's taxonomy places the organism in Eukaryota, Fungi, Glomeromycota, Glomeromycetes, Diversisporales, Gigasporaceae.
AUGGGUAAAGAAAAGCAUUUGCCAAAACCAGAGAGCAGUAAAAUGGGUGCUAAAAAGUCUAAGAAGAAGUCACGUAAAUAUAAAAAAAGAAAAUCUCAAGCAGUCACAGCAGUAUUUAGUAAGAGGAAAGAAAGAGCAAGAUCAUCAUCGUCCUCAAGCUCUAGUAGCUUAGAAGCUACUAGUAGUGAAGAUGAAAGUGAAGUGAAAGAUAAAUUAAAAAGGUAG